ACAAUUGUAGGAAGCAUCACACCCUCAACCCAUCUUUUAUUUCACAGAAAUGUCCAUUCUGCUUUAGCCAGGCAAGCGAGAGGAGCCUCCCAGCUGCGCUGGAUUUGAAUGUUUAGUGUACAGACAUAGAAACUAAAAUGUCAAGAUCCAUAAAAAAGCUCAGUCUUCAAUACAACCAGAUUAAUGAAAGCAAUACUUUUUCUAGUGGGGAUAUUGUGGAGGGACGAGUUGUUUUGGAGGUAACCAAAGAAAUAAAGGUGAACAGUUUUUUCGUGAAGCUGACGGGGGACGCACAUGUGAGCUGGUCUGAAGGCUCAGGUGACGACGAAACAACCUACAGUGACCAUGAGAGAUACUUCAAACUAAAGCAAUACUUCAUUCAAGAGAGCUCGAAGAAAGGAACUUGUGAAAGAAAUACAACUCUUUUAUAUGGAGAGACUUAUGGACCAGUGAUUAGGCCGGGAAGUCAUGUUUUUCCAUUCAGAUUUCAGCUACCUCAACAAAAUAUGCCUCCAUCUUUUAAAGGACUUCAUGGCUGGGUUAAGUAUGUCUUGACAGUAAAGAUGAGCAGGCCUUGGAAGUCAACAUCGGCUACACAUACAGAAUUAAACUUUGUGCUGAGAAAUUAUGGGACCAAUGAUCAUUUACUGCAACCACAAUCUGGCACACGAGACAAGAAGAUGAAACUUUUUGGCUCAGGAAAAAUGUCACUGGCUGUAACAGCUGAAAAAACUGGCUUUAUGCAAGGUGAAACAAUCAGAAUUUUUGUUGACAUAGACAACUCUUCAUCUCGUGACGUCAAGCUGAAGUACAGCCUCAAGCAGCAACAGACGUUCAUCACUGGCAGGAACACUAAUAGUGGAUUCAAUUAUAUAGUCAAGGAGACUAGAGAUCGCAUCCCUUCUGGAGAAAAGUCAAAAUUCAUAGUGGACAUGACCCUUCCACAUGACCUGACUGUCACCUUUGAAAACUGCAGAAUUCUAAAAGUGCAGUAUGAACUCAAGGUGUAUCUGGAUGUGUCUUUUGCCUCAGAUCCAGAAGUCAAAUUUCCCGUGGUUAUUCUUCCAGCUGAACAACAGUGUCCUCCCUGGCAAGGCCCACCUGGAGGAUUCCAGCCAUAUCCACCACCUCAGCCUAACCUUGUGCCUUAUCCUGGUGAACUACCUCCUCCACCUGCAGGGCUUUACCCCAAUCUGUACGACCCUACAGUGCUGCCCUAUCCAGGAGCUGCUGCAGGGGUCUAUCCCAAUCCAAAUCCACAUGCCAUCCAGCCUGGUUUCCAGCCGGCUCCUUCUGCACCAGUUUAUGAUCCAAAUCAAAGCACUAAAGAAUUCACUCCUAAUGUGCCUUAUUAGUCUCUUUCACCAGCCAAACCUCACCAUUUAUGCUGUCAAUGAGAAUUUAAUGUCUGCAUGCCUUCUAUCUGCAAGCUCAGUGCCUAUUACUGUGCCAUUUAAGCCUAGCACUUUUUUCAUUUCAGAUGGAAUUUAUAGACCUUAUGUACCCCCGCCCCUUUUCAGCACUGCACUCAUUGUCUUCUGUAUUCAGUUUCAAUUUCACAGCACAAGGCUAAGAUCUUAUGGAUUUAUGGAUGAACCGCUCAUUUUAAAAUCUUCCCGGUCUACUGAGAUUUAUGACACCUGUUUCAAACAUUUUAGUGGUCAUGAUCAUUUUUUGUUGACUUUACAAUAAGUAAAUCCACUUCACCAGCUAAUGCAAAACACAAGUUUAAACACAACAUUCUAAAGAUCGCUGCUUAUGCUUGCUUGUUUAUCUGGAGCAUAAGGUCUAUAAGCAGCAGUUCUUGAUAAUGAAAAAUAUACCCUUUAUCUCUAACCACUCCUGGUGAAACAUAUAUUGAUUACUUCAAUUCAAAAAGUACCUCAAUUGUAUUGAUACUGUGUUUUUUUGAAAAUAUUGCAGCUUUUUCUUAAUACUGUACUGCAUUUGCACUUUUGACCUCCAUCCAUGAUGAAAUAAAGCAAGAAGCCAUGGUUUACAGUGAAUUUAUAACAGCGAAGGGGCAAUAUAUGGACGACUCGAAGCAGAGUGCCUAAAACCCCCUUAGCUUUUAUAAAUUCACUGUAAAUCAUGGCUUCACGGGGCUUAUUCCUUUUAUAAAACGGUUAUAAAUUCCAUAUUCAUAGUAAGGUUUUACAAAAUAAAACAGAGCAAAUAAAGUGUAAUGAUGUUAAUAAAAACAUCAUUCUUCUGCCAAACAAUGUAGUUCCUCAGAAAUGGUUGAAGUUGCAACAAAGUGGUUGCCGGGCAACCCACAAACGUAAAUAAAGGUGCAUGUUUGUAGAGUAAUUUACAACAGCUUUGAAGGCAGCUCAACCAAUCAGAAUCAAGGACCUGUACUAUCCAUUUCAUAAUGAACUAUAGACUGUAUCAAUUACUGCAAAAAUGCUUGUACAGAAUGAGAUUCUUUACUGAAGUUAUGAUUAUUUCAUAAGAUGCUUCACCAUAUCUUGUUGGUUAAAAGUCGUAAAAGUAGUUUCAGGGGCCAGAGCUCUUCAUCACUCAAGUGCAACCAAGCAAACCUACUGAAUUAGAGAACUCUGAAUGCAUAUGAAGCUGUAUGUGACGACAUUCAAAAGUAUCAGUUUGCAAAUUGCACAUGAAGUUAAAAUUGUUUUGAAGUCAUAACAUAAUAUUCUGCAAGCAACUGUGUGAAAAUUAGCUUUAUGAAUCAAAAUGGUACCUGUAAAUCAUACUAUGUAUGAAAAGGAAUAAAAGUUGUCUGAGUUUUACUGCC
Molecule: messenger RNA, 2758 nt
Organism: Cyprinus carpio (common carp)
Lineage: Eukaryota; Metazoa; Chordata; Actinopteri; Cypriniformes; Cyprinidae
Product: arrestin domain-containing protein 3-like
Exons: 7
Coding region: 138-1355 (405 amino acids)
Biological process (GO): protein transport
Cellular component (GO): plasma membrane; cytoplasm
Source: RefSeq, a predicted model, not a curated record